Molecule: messenger RNA, 1576 nt
Organism: Amoebophrya sp. A120
Lineage: Eukaryota; Dinophyceae; Syndiniales; Amoebophryaceae
Source: the annotation of a GenBank genome assembly
UGAUAGAUGUACGUUGGAUGAAGUUACACUUACAGUCAGAUACAGGUUUGAUUUGUGGACCCGAGACGAGGAUGGAGACUGUUCUUGCAAGCUUGGCCCCGUGGCGCUCUGCGCUUGUGCACUUAGUGAAAGUUUGUUUCGAAAUUCUGCUAGAGUUUCUGCCAAAAUAUGGCGAUGGAACAAGCACAGAGGCGCAACCAGCAGGAACUGCGCGCUCGGUGAAUGGGUGGUCAGCUGUGCCAGCAAAGAACGGCAAUACGGACUCCUCAUCCUGUCCUCCGCCGAGAGAGCCUGCUGGAGUGCUAACGACCAGCAUGGUGGAGACGAGUGGUCAAAAGGCAAGAGCAGACUCGACCAGUGCCGUGGAUCUGACAAAUCCGGCACUUACAAAAAACCCCGACCACAUCGCCUACUGGCUGAGCCGAGGGCAUGGUGCGAUGCCCGCCCCUUACGUAGUCGCCGCCGAGCGAGCGCGUCUCGCCGCAGAAAAGAAAGCGGCUUCUACCGGUGCUUCCUCAGGAGCCAACCGGGCUGCGCAGCUGAACCCAGCCCACGAACUCUACUGGAAGGCGCGCGGAAGGAAGGGAAUUCCGUCUGCUGAGGAGGUCGAAGCUGAGAUCCGCAAGAUUUCUGAAAAGCGAAAGCUUCGCGGUCCGGGCGGAAACAAAGGAGACCAGCUGAACCCGCAACACGAUACCUACUGGGAAACACGGGCAGCGCGCAGGCCAUCGCAAGAGGACAUUGAGGAGCUAGUGAACCAAAACCAAGCUGAUCGUGCAGUGCACACGCAGGCGUGUCAGGUCGCGGCGCGCACUGCGGAGGAAAAGAAGGCGAUCGGGCGCGACACCGAUAGAAUUGUGAAAAUUUUACAGCGUAUUGUUCCGAAAUGCGAGGUCCGCAAGGCAGGGUCGCAAUCCAAGGGCACCAAUGUGCGUGGAAGCGACUUGGACUUGCGAGUCACGGUCCCGGAAAAAGUUUCGGAGGUGGGGAUCACGUCUGCACAGUGGGAGAAGCUUGUGGGAGAGUUGGAGAGUGCGGAGUUUUCAGUCGAAAUCGGGAAAAAGGUGCUCAAGAUCACCAAUGCUGCGUGUGACAUCGAAAUUGUCCCGAACCGCGCGGAGCACAUUCCUGAUGGAGUAGGCUGGAAGCAGCGUCUGGUGAACCCCAAUCAGUUCAAGAAUAAUCCGAAAGCGCAAGCUGCAGUGCGCGUUCUGAAAGACGAGGGGGCGGGGGAAAAAUUCAGAAUGAAGAGCUACGAAAUCGAAAAGCACGUCAUCCGCUUACAGCAAGCGAACCCCAAGGCGUCUUCCGCGGAGUUGGUCCGGCUGUUUUACGAGGGGAGCGGGUCGUCUGCCGCUUCUGCGGCAUCCCUGUCCGCCUCAGCAUCAGGGUGAGUAAGUAGCAGGUAGAUGUGUGGUACGUGCCUCCUUUUAUCUAUCAUGUACAAUCCUUAAGGGCAGCGACACUGGUUACUAGAAUCAAAACAGCUCUAUUGCGACAAUUGUACGAUUUUUUGCCUUUGGCUAAAACGAAUCUGAGUAACAAAUAUGCGAGCAUAUUGGCGCAUCUAUCCGAU